AUUUUAUGGAGGUACUCUGGAAACUUCGAUAAGCUUUCAUUAGAUGGCGCAUCCCUACGCGAAUGCUUCAUUGAACCGCCUCCCGGUGCAGCGGCGCCUUCCCUCCCGGAGAGGAAGGAAAGAUACUAGGCUGCCUGUUUCUAUACUCCGUGCACCGUAGAAGAGCACACUGUACAAACAGCAUACAGAUGUGAGGAACAAGGAAUAUGGCAGGAGCAAAAUCUGGCGUUCACGUACUUCAGCUCAAGCCCAUCAGUGUCCCGAAAAGUUUACAGGAAGGCAGCAAAUUUGUCAAGUGGGACGAUGACUCUGCAUUGGGUACGCCAGUGACGCUCAGGGUUGACAAAAAUGGCUUUUUCCUCUACUGGACAGACCAAAACAAGGAGACCGAGUUUCUCGAAAUCUCCAGCAUCCGCGAUACGCGGACUGGAAAAUAUGCCAAGACUCCCAAGGAGGGAAAGCUACGUGAUUCGGUGACGAUGGGAGCGGCGGACACGCCGCUGGAAGACAAAACACUGAGCGUAGUGUACGGGCCAGACUUGGUGAACGUUAGCAUGAUCCACUUCUGCUGCAACUGCCGUGAGCUAGCUCAACUCUGGACCGAGGAGCUUCUGCGCAUGGCAUACAACCUUCUCUCUAUCAACGCUCCCUCCUCAAAGUUCCUCGAGAAAGCGCACACGAAGUUGCUGCUGAUGACGGACCGAGAAGGACGACUCCCGGUGAAGAACGUGCUGAAAAUGUUUGCCCAGCACCGGGACGACCGAAAACGAGUGGAGAGGGCCCUUGAAGCUGUUGGAUUGGCUACGGGAAAAAACGAAACCGUUGCUCCUGACCGCUUUACCUUCGACGUUUUCCUACGCUUCUACAGGCAGCUUGUUGGACGGCAAGAGGUGGAUUCCAUAUUCGAGAAAUUAUGUGGGGGCAACAAGAAGAAAGUGAUGACAGUGGACCAGUUGGUGGAUUUUCUCAACAAGGAACAGAGGGAUCCCCGCCUCAACGAGAUCCUUUACCCUUACGCCAAUCCUGCAAGAGCCAGAGAUAUAAUAGCGCAAUAUGAGCCAAACAAGAGCUACGUGGCCAAAGGACACUUUUCUGUGGAAGGCUUCCUGCGAUACCUCAUGGGUGCCGACAAUCCCAUCGUGUCACCCGAAAAAUUUGAUCUCAGCUUCGACAUGGAUCAGCCCCUCAACCAUUACUUCAUCAAUUCCUCUCAUAACACCUACCUGACAGGACAUCAACUCACAGGCAAAUCAUCGGUGGAAAUGUACCGCCAGUGUCUGCUCGCGGGCUGUCGCUGCAUUGAGCUCGACUGCUGGACUGGACGCAACUCCGACGAGGAGCCCAUCAUCACCCAUGGCUACACAGUAGUUACAGAGAUACUCCUCAAGGAAGUAAUUGAAGCCAUCGCUGAGAGCGCCUUCAAGACGUCCGAGUUCCCCGUCAUCCUCUCGUUUGAAAACCACUGUUCACCCAAACAGCAGGCCAAGAUGGCCAUGUACUGCCGCAAGUUCUUCGCAGACAUGCUCGUCACGGAACCACUCUCCAGCCAUCCAUUGAAGAGUGGCCAGCCACUGCCUUCUGCCAAGCAGCUAAUGCGGAAGAUCAUCAUCAAGAACAAGAAGAAGCAUCAUACUCGGCCUCACAAGGCUCCUCCCCCUCAGGGGGUGGUGAGAGAGGAAACGGAAUCCGGGGAGUCGGAUGCUCUCAUGUCGUCGCCAUUAGAUAGCAGUGGGAUCGGGAGCAGCGAGAUGAACGGGGAUCCGAAAGCUGCUGUGGCUGCGGCUGACAUGGAAGACUGGGACACAGACUCGGGGACAGAAGAAGAGGAAGUACCUGACAGGUCAUCCGAAGACCAAAACGAGGGUACAGCCGCCAAGGAAACAGAGGCAGUUGCAGAGAUGUCUGCUCUUGUCAACUACAUUCAGCCAGUCCGGUUUCAUUCCUUCGAGCAUGCUGAAAAAAGGGACCGCAGUUAUGAGAUCUCAUCAUUCGUUGAGACACAGGCCACGAAUUUGCUCAAGGAACAUCCUGUAGAAUUUGUCAAUUAUAAUAAGCGCCAAUUGAGUAGGAUAUAUCCAAGUGGUACAAGAGUUUCUUCCAGUAACUACAUGCCUCAGGUAUUUUGGAAUGCAGGCUGCCAACUUAUAGCCUUAAACUACCAAACUUUAGAUCUCGGUAUGCAAUUGAAUCUCGGGAUAUUUGAGUUCAACGCCCGUAGUGGCUACCUACUGAAACCAGACUUCAUGCGACGGGCUGAUCGCAAGUUUGAUCCCUUCACUGAAUCAACAGUGGAUGGUAUCAUUGCCGGAACAGUUUCCAUUAGGAUAAUCUCUGGUCAGUUUCUGACAGACAAGCAUGUAGGAACAUACGUGGAAGUUGACAUGUUUGGUCUCCCUGCGGACACAGUACGGAGACGGUUCCGCACGCGCACAGUGCCGGCGAACGGCAUAAAUCCGGUCUACGACGAGGAACCCUUUGUCUUCAAAAAAGUGGUGCUCCCGGACCUGGCAGUCCUACGUAUCUCGGUAUGCGAGGACAGUGGGAAGCUGCUGGGACACCGGAUCCUGCCCGUGGUGGGGCUACGUCCGGGCUAUCGGCACGUGUCGCUGCGCAAUGAGUCAGGGCAACCCCUGUUGCUCCAGACGCUCUUUGUCCAAGUGACAGUCAAGGACUAUGUGCCUGAUGGCCUCUCAGAGUUGGCCGAUGCCCUGGCUAACCCCAUCAAGUACCAGUCGCGCAUCGAGAAGCAUGCAACACAGCUACGGGCCCUCACCGAUGAUCUCGAUGAGGGACCCACGGCAGCAGAGACGAAGCUUCCGGCACAGGUGUCAUCUCCUGCAGCUGCAGGUGCAGGCGGCGCACUCGCAGCGGGGCAUGCAGGAGGAGCAGCUGGACCUUCGUCUCCUGGGGGAGCAGCAGGAUCUGAGGCCAAAGGCAACAGUCCCCGAGGAGCGGCUGAGGUGACUGACGGGGGACCUGCAAGUACCACUUUGAAUGGGGGAGUGCAGCGCAGCCCAGACCCCAAACUGGUGCGACAGGACACUCUUACACGGAAAUUGGAUCAAACAGUGAGAAGCUUGUCAGAUGAGGGAUCACAGGAGAAAACAUUGUCAUUAUUAGAAUCGAGCGAGGCGAACCUGACGGCCGAGCCAUUAGAAAAGCUGAGGGAGCACAAGUCAGUUCAGAAGGUUCUGGGUAAACUGGAGAAGGAUCUGAGCAGUGCCCGGCGGCGGUACGACAAGCUGCGGGACAAAGAGCGAGACAGCCAAUUGCAGAGAGCAGAGAAGGUUGCUCAAGCAGCUGAGAAGCACAAGGCACAGCUCUGCAAGUCUCAUUCCAAGCUGGGCAAGAAGUUCUCAUGCGGGGAUGUGAUGGCACUCAAACAGCAGAACGAAUCGCAGAUCCAAAAUUUGGAUGCCGAAACCAGAGCGAAGCAAGAGGAGCUGCAGAAGAGCCACAACCUAGCCAUGCUGAACAUCACCAAGGAGCAAUACAGGGCCGAAAUGGACAUUCAACACAAGUAUAUUGACUCCCUUUUUGGUGCACUCGAAAAGUCAAUGCAGGCAUCUCAGGCAGCACAGAUGCAGCAGCUACAAGACCUCCAUGACAGGGAAGUAAGCGAGCUGAUGAAGCGACUGGAGACUCAAACAAAGGAGGAAAUGCGCAGCCUCAACAAGAAGCACAAAGACAAGAAUGAGCUCGAUAGGAUAAAACGGGAACUUCAUCAGAAAAUGAUAGGAGAAGCUGUAGCUGAGCGCCAACGAAUUAGUAGCUUGCUCGAAAAAAAGAAAUCUGAGCUCGAGAGGCAGCACGAAGAAGUGCGAAAGUCUCUGGAGGAAGAUAAGCAGCAAGCGAGCCUAAAGCACCAAAAGGAGUACGAAGAGAAAUGUGGCCAACUGGCAGCAUCUCUCAACGAAAAUCCGGCCCUCUUCUUGGAGCCCAGUGUUGACCAACGGCGGCAGAGCACAGCCCUGUAGCCCUCGCCUUCCCCACAAACAACACUGCAAUAGGCGCUUGACCGGCGCCCCCUCUUCACACACAACGGAAACAAACAACCAUCUGGUCGUCUUAUGCACUGCGCUUCUCCGCUAUAUGUUGUUGCACUGUGUCUCCUCGUUCCGUGAAGCCGUCUGGCCCGCAACUGUGAUAUUUGUUGGAUGGCAGCGAGGAAAUGCAUAGCAGUAUUUGUUCAGUUUUUUUAGUGGGGUGGACGAGCAUUGAGCGAUUCAAGGUCCUCGGCGCAUCUCGGACACAGGCUGUCGCCGGUGACAACUACGUCGUGCAUGGAAAUUCUUGGGGUGUCCCUUGGAAUGGAUGUUUCAGGGUGGUCAGUGUCAGGGUAAUGAGAUGUAGCUGCCAAGUUUUUAUCUGUUGCCUUACUUGACUAGGUAUGUCUAACUGGCCAGUUCAAACACAGAGAGGAAAAAGAAAUCAUGGCAUUGAUGCUUUAUCACAUUUUAAUUCUUUGCUUUUUUUUAAUCUAGGAGAAAACAGCUCUUUUUACACCGCUGUUUUUCUAGCUCUAAAACUAAUCUGACUAAUACCUCGUCUGACUAUGCAACCACUCAUGCCCAGUAAUCAUGUGACUACGUACACACUGUAUGUCGGCUCUGAGUCGGUAAAUUUUAGCUCAUCAAACAUUGUUAGUUCAAGCAAAACAAUUCACACAACAAUGCGAAAUUGUGCUCAUUUUUCACAUAAAGCAUCCCGCUAGUUUCCAGCAUGAUUUGAUUGGUGACAAGCAACAAGAUGCAAACCCACCUCUUUUAUUGUAACAUUCAAUGCUGCAUGUUUAUUUCAUUAUUCGUUGUCAAGAACGUGUACUUAAAUCAAGGAAGCAGACAACUGGUGUGAUACCAUUUUUUAUUUUAUUUUUUACACUGUAAUUAUAAUUGCACAGAGGAACCCAGAAAAGUCAGAAGAUAUAGCUCAUGCGACUCCACCCUGUAGCAUUAUGUGACCUGAAUUGACUAGCAAAGUGACAGUGGUGUCACACUGUGUAGAUGUAUUUAGAGUUGCAAUGCACUGCGUGAUAUCUGUAUGCUGUGGGGUUCACAGCAUGGUAUUACAAAGUUGUUCCUAAUUUAUUUUGCAUCUAAGUGACACGUGAUUCACACAUAGAUUUUACUGUUUCACUUUUUUUUUAUCCAGUUUUAUAGCAUCAUGAUGGUAGACAUCGAAGAUAUGUUACAUGAAUCUUUGCUCCUCAUUUUCACCUUUUUUAGCACACGUGUCUUUGGCACUGAUUCGCAUUGACGGUGGAUGUUUCACGACACUGCUCUAACUUUUCUUUUUAUAAUGUUACAAGAUAGAGCUAUAAGAGUUUCCACAAAAGAUUAAGAGCUCCGGAUGUGCUGAUAUUUAAUCAAACUUAGGUGUCUAACUAAGUUUUGGUCGCAGAUUGACGAAGCCCAUUACAGCCCAGAUCCUGACAUAAUACAUUUUUAUGUCGAGAGAUCAGCACUUUGGAUCGGCAUUUAACGUUUUAUUACUUGUAAGUUAUUCCCGAAUAAAUUGCAAAGAACAUGAUACUGAAAAUGUAAAUCUUUCUGCCUGUACGAACAAUGAGUAUUAUGCUACCAGUAAUAGUAGGUGGCCUAGUACCAAUGUGGAAAUUAAGAAAAUGUAACAAAAAUGUAACAAAAUGUAAUAACUAAGUGUCGAUUUGACAAAAUAACUAUGCAUCGAAAUGACGAAAGUGUAACGAAAUGUAAUAACUACGUAUCGAUUUGUCAAAAGCAUGGUCAGCCAGUGAACCCUGCAGCAGGACAUCAUACAGUGUUUUUGUGAACGCUUUGAUUUCUUUAAGAAAAUGCACUACAUCCUCACAGACAAAAAAAAACUGAGGUCAAAACAAGGACACCAGUUUUACUAUGUAGGAGAAGCUACAAUCUACACUGUAGUACUUGUACAGCCUGCAGAAAGCUGUGUUUGUGUGCAUGUGUGCGUGCUUUACAGUUUUUCCUCAGUGCUUUAGAUGUGCCAAACGAAAAAAGCAAAUCAUUCCUACCGUCAUCUCGGUCACCACAUUCUUGCAGUCCCUGUCCCGAGUCUCCCUGUCUUGUAGUUUUGAGGCGCCUGUAAAUAGUGUGGAGGGCUCAUUUUCUAAUUGCUAGUUCAAGGCAAACAAAUAUAUGUAGAAAACAACAACAACAACAGGACAGCAGUGGUACGGAAAAAAAAGGGGGAGAGGUGCAUUUGUCAGAAUGCAGAGAUCUCCUGUUUGUCCCUCGAAAGUUUGCUCUACUGAAUGAACGCAGCUUCUCCUGUGGGUCUAUGACUACGUCAUUACAUUAGUGUGUGAAUGUAGAAAAGUGUGUGAAACGAAAAAGAAGAGUGCGUUGGGUCCAUCACAGUGCAAACUCAUGCAAUUGUGAAAGCCUGUUUUUUGGUUUGUCUACUUUUUUCUCAAUUACAUUUACUGUUGACGUUGAAUAAUUGAGAUUUUUAGAGCCAAUGUACAUUUUAGUUCUUACCUGUGUGCUUCAUACCACACGCGAAAAGGGUAUUGGUGUGUUGUCGAGGAAACAUUCCAUGAUUACGUCGUUAAAUCACGUCACAGGGUUGAAAAAAGUAUUGUGUCUGUCAUCCAAGCAUUGCAAAUCGUACAUGGUACAACUGAAAAAAGAGAAUAUUUCGAAGCUUCCAGGUGUGCGCUCGUCCGAUAGACUGAGCACAACGCCCACACAUAUAUGUAUACAGACUUUAGAGAUAGAUGUAUGUUUUCAGCCGUCUGGAGAACCUGUCAGUAUUUUUUGAAUGUGCGGCAUGAAAAAAAUUGUAGCGUUAUACUUUUACACCUGUUGCGAAGAAUAGGAGAGAGAGAGAAUAUAUAUUACAUUCUGCUGAAGAGUCUCGGGUGGUUUUCCAGCGUUAAAAAAUACGGUCCGCUUCACACGGUGAUUUUUACCUCUUCGAAUUAGCGCUUAGCAACAUUGCCUCCGUCAUGGUUUCGAGGGUGCAUUCGCAUAGCUCACUUUUUCGUAGAAGUGGAUAGAAUGGAUCGUGAUGUGUCCAUCUUACCUAGCAGGUUGAUUAACUUUUCUAGAGGAUGCGGAAUACAGUAGGGUGUAUUCUGUCAUCAACCUUUGCCCAGCAGAAGCUCAUUUUAUUAAACGGUCGUAAACAUUGACAAGGUGGUUGCAGUGUACUUUUACCAGGCUAAUUACUUUUCCCCGAUGUCAUACAGUACGAUUUGUAGUAUAGAGACCCAGUACAGGCUCAUAGACACGUUCAAUUCUUAGAGUUACUUGAAGAUUACUAGAAAAAUUGAAUCCUGAUGCAUUCUUUCUGUCGUUGAGCGAAGGCUUUGCUGCUGCUACCCCUGUGCAAUGCAGCGUUCAUCGAAAUUGUGCCAUGUAAGGUCCCAAUCAGUGGCAGAAAAACAAGGCGAGAGGAGGGGUGGGGUGCAUUUAUGGCCCUGGCAGAAAAGAGAGAGUGACCCCCAGACCCCCGUGAGUUACGGCGUGUGUUCUGCUGAUUAAACAGUGAAGGGUAGGUCCUCACCAAUGCAACCUGUGUGACCGUAUUUACUUGCAUAAUACAUGGAUGUGCUCGCAUAAUUAACAUACUCCAAACUUGGGCGCCCAAAUUUUAGCACUUUAUUUUUUUCCACACGUACUAAAUGCACCACGACUGUUUCAGCAUUUCAGCAUCCGGAGUGCUGAUGAUGUUUUCUGACCGGUGCCCUUGUAGCAUAAUUCAUCAUCAUGGAGAAAAAAAGUAAUGGACAAAGCAUAUAUGGGCACUGUGGGAAGAGGCAACAAAAAUCAGACCCACUGUGCUCGUAAGGUGGGACAGGGAAUAGGUAAGGAACAAGAAGAUGCUUGGUAGGAUGCAGGAAAACCACAUAGCAGCAUUAUGUGGCUUUCUGGUGCCAAUGAGAUUAAUCACAGAGUUGCCAGAGACAACCCCCCCCUCCUUUCUGCCAGGAAAGUACACUGCCAACAGUGGAAGUUGAAGUCUGCUGCUCAGUAAUUAGUUAGUCUGACUGUGCAUUAUGUGCACGUUAGUCCAAAGUAUGCAGUCCCAGCUAUUGUGUUCACAAUACGCUGCAAGCAAUUUGUUAAGAGAGAUCUGCACACAUUGUUCAUAGCAUUGCCAGCAGUGUACAUAUAGAGAGAUCCGACAAGUUCCUUAGGGUACGCACUGCUUCCUCAACGACUUAUGAGACAGCAUGAUGAAACAGCACACAUACAUUUGAGCUGAUGAUAAACAGGAUAAACAAGUGUCCAUGGACAUGCUUUUUUUUUUUGUUGUAGAGUCAGAGCAUUGAAGCUACCUUAAAGGGCACUAAAGUGCAAAAAUUCCCCUAGCAGAAUCAACGGUGCCAUUACCUUGACGUCAACAUAAAGUGAACAGGAUUCGUCUGUUGUGUCAUUUGUGCGAAAGAAACUGCAAUUUACGCUUUCCCUCUUUUUCUCCUCCUCAAGAAGGCUGACAAUGCAGAGGGGGCUCUCAUUGGUCUCCUCAAACGAUUUGUCCAUUCAAUGGCAGGGGGUUGUUUGAGGAGACCAAUCCGAGGCCUCUCUGCAUUGUCAUGCUUCCUGAGGAGGAGAGGGAGAAGGAAAGCGUACGUCGAAGUUUCUUUCACUCAUACAUCACGACAUCAUACGUCACAUUAGCAGACGAAUCCCGUUCCUUUGGUGUUGGUGUCAAGGUAACGACAUCUUUAAGUGAGGAGAAAUUUUUGGACUUUAGUGCCCCUUUAAGUAUGUUUGGGUUAGCAGCUGAAUUUGUACAGGUUGAAAACUGCAUUCCAUACUGCUACUUCCUUUGUCCUUUUUUUGGGUCACAUUAGAGAAUUUGUUACUAUGUAUGGGAUAAUGAACGGUAUAGAUGUAGUUUGAAUGUCUCAACAGGCUCUUGUCUUGGGCCGUUGUUACUGUUCAAUUAUGCAAUUUGUUUGCUUUACAUUUUAAUUCGAUGUAAUCUAGAACAUAAGUACUGGGUACUGGUUGCUUCACCCCGUAGCUACUCGUACUAGUCGCGCGCAUGGCCACAUGAAAUGAUGUGACAUGUCACAGCAGCCCAAUGUCCUGUACUUUUGCAAAGUUUCGUAACGAACAGCAUCCGCACUAGCAAAAUUCCGGCGUUACUUUUAUCGAAAUACUUCUUAUUUCAUAGAGAACCUUUGUAUUGCAUUAUCGAGAGACACGGUUUCAAGAUAAGCCGUGCCUGAUCCUCUAUUUCUUGUUGACGUGCAUACGUGUCGAGCUAGAACUAGAAUUGUGUUGUCAGCGCGUUCGGGGCCGUUUUACGAUGAACGUGGUGCAAGUGCUGUUGUAUGUAGUCGUUGCUUCUGUUAACUUAUCUGUGCAGCCCCAAUCAUGUUGGAAGGCGUACAGCACACACAGUCUGCUCACCGGAAACUCACAGCCACACAACUGUGUCUUGUUCACGCUUUUCGUUUUGGGGAUCUACAUUCCGCAGCUGUUGAUGUUUAUUACGAACUAGGAUGUCGGUGUGGUGUGCCGUAUGUACUUUGUUGGACAUGCACUACAUGUUGGGACAAAAGCUCUUGCAUGAGCGUGGUGGGAUCCUGAUAACUUUCUUCUGCUAUGGCAAAAAACAAGGCAGUGUGCAAGCUUAUUCUUCCUACGGUGAUGUCUCAUGCAUUACAGACAUUAUUCAAAUCAUCACGAAUUAUCAUCAUUAUCAAUUUCCAACACGUUCCAUCCAAAUGGCUUGAGGGUAUAUAGUUCUUGUUAUCAAAUGAACAUUCUCACAAGGGGAUUCUAUGUUACAUUUCAUACUAUAUUGUUAAUGGUGUUGAAGUGAUAGAAUAAAACGCUUGAACAAUAAACGAAGAGAUUUCACGUUAUGUAAUACUAAGUUAUUUUCUUCUAAAUUUGGGUAACUGAGUACUUAAAUAUUUCCAGAAUUGAAUGCAUUGACUGAGGUUCGCUAAGCUGUGUGCAAAAUUCCAGUAAAAUAUUAAAAUAUGUAUCAGUACCAAAAUAACCUGUGCGCUUCAAAUAUUUGCACACGCCUUUUUCAUUUUGUUGAUCUCUAGCCUGCUUUAGUUUCAUAUUUUGUAACACAUACCCGAGAUUGGUCAUAUACUGUCUGGUCUAGUGAAGCCCAAUGGUAUUUGACAAAGUAACCGCUGCAUGAGAAACCUAUCGGGAUACCAGAAAACGUAUUUCUAGGUAAAUGCACCAGCCAAAGAGUCGAGCGUGUGAAAUUUUGUUGACAUUCAGUUCCAACACCAUAUGAUGUCACUAUAUAGUGCACAAAGAAGCACAUACUGUGAGGAAAUUUUGCAGCAUUCCCUUUUUGACUUCAUUGUCGUAUGUAUCCCUGUACAGUGUAUGAUUCCUCAGAAACACACACAGUCAAACAUUUCAAAAACACGAAAAGGAAACAAACGGAAGGAAGGCCAAACAUGAUGGUGUGUUGUAAAGCACUGUCUUUUGCACAGCAUUUGUGGUCACAUCUGGUGAGGAAGAAAGAAAGAGUUGUCACAGAUAUAUGGGACACAUUGUUAAAGGAAGCUAUAGUUUGACUGUGUAUGUGCAUGUAUAAAUAUACUAUACAUAGAUAGAAGUGUAUAUUGUUUAUUAAAAAAGAGGUGAAAAGGAAACCGUUCCCACUUGCUCAACAGAAGUGGGGAGGGGGUUGUAGUUCCCCCUCCACUAAGAAGUGUCUAUUGUUGUUUGAUAUUAUACUGUUCACGGUUACUCCCAAAACAAAAAAGGGUGAAAAGCAAUGAAACGAGUAUCGAGUAAAAAAAAAAAAAAAAAGAAUGUGCAGCAUGCUGGUUAUUUUGAGGAAAAAAAAAAAGAAUUGCAGUUGGGGAGAUCUAUGCACUGUUGUCGUUGGGUGUGUGUGUCUUUCGGAGGUGAGGGUCACUUGGGCUUGUAAAUAAAUACUUUUCUGUCAUGUGCUACUCACUUCAUUCUCCCAGCCAACUGCACCCGGUGCUAUGUGUAAGGUAGUGUGGAAAAUAAAUUUGGGAAACGUGGAUGA
Messenger RNA from Ornithodoros turicata, 10971 nucleotides. RefSeq names its product 1-phosphatidylinositol 4,5-bisphosphate phosphodiesterase classes I and II-like (gene Plc21C). Lineage: Eukaryota; Metazoa; Arthropoda; Arachnida; Ixodida; Argasidae. The transcript has 25 exons. The record is from RefSeq and is a predicted model, not a curated record. Gene Ontology annotation, molecular function: phosphatidylinositol-4,5-bisphosphate phospholipase C activity; calcium ion binding. The coding region runs from base 207 to 3977 and encodes 1256 amino acids. Gene Ontology annotation, biological process: lipid catabolic process; release of sequestered calcium ion into cytosol; phosphatidylinositol-mediated signaling.